ACAGGUAUAACUCAAAGACCAGAGAGCUCCAUGGCAUAGAGCUUAUACUUAACAUAGGAUUCAUUCCAAGGAGCUCAUCUUUAAUUGACAAGAAGUGUCAUUGGAGCUUACAAGCUGCUGGUCAAGGUUCAUUGGAUUUUACUGAUGGAGCGUAAUGGAUAAUUGUAUUGAUAAGGAAUAUCAAUGUAUGUGCCACACCUAGGAGAUUAAAUGAUAUUUAGUACUGUAUCAAAGGAUUUAGGAUUGUGCUGGUUUAUACAAGAAAAUGUAAUCAAUGUUUAAUAUCUAAAACAACAAAUAGUUUAACCAUUAAACCAUAAAGUGACAAAAAAUCCAGCAAUAUAUUUACAAAACAGAAAAUUCCUAUAGAAAACUAUAAAAAAAAAAGUGGUUUAGAAUUAAUGAGCAAGGAUUUAUUUUAUUUGGCCCUUCAUUUACAAAAAUUAAUUUGAAAAGGGGUAGACUAUAUUACUCAUUGAGAAAAGAUAGUCUUUCUAGAAUGUAUAUAUAUUGACCUGAGAGUGCCUAUUUCCUGUGAUCAUUAUACCGUUGUCAGGGGUAAAAGUUACAUAUAGAAGAAAAUCAAAUAUUUAGCACUGAAAAAUUUAAACUGUAUUGAGCCAAAAUGCAGUAGGAAAAAAAAGAAAAACUUGAUUUUACAAUAAAAUUAGAAUUCUGAUAUAGUGAUUCUGCAAAUGAUUAAUUUAAGGUUAAUAGAAUUAACUUUCAUUUUAUCAGUAUUAAACAAGAAAAGACUGAAGAGUUUGAUAAGUAAGUGAAACCAACAAAUUUCCACUGAACGAAAGGAUCUACGAUGUCUAUGUACACACAACUGAUUUCACUGUGCCUUUUGAAAGCUACUGAUGUGUUACGGAGAUGGUGUCUGUGAUAGUAGGAGAUCUGCUUGUAAAGCAGUGGUCAUUUUAAUCAAUAAAUGACCAUUUGACCACUGGAGUUGUACUUCACACCAAUAAGUGGUCAUUUCAUGUAACAGAUAGACUUUAGGGAAUAUCCAAACAUCUGCUAUGGACUGGAAGUGUUAUUACCCGAGUCUGAAGCCAUUAUUGUCCAGAGGAAGAAGGGCAGGUCUGUUUAACCAAGAAUUUACUUCGAUACAUAUCAUUCUAGGAUUAGUGCUUACGAUUUCAAUUUUCCUCUGGAUUAUACCAGUGGCUGACAUUUUCAUAUUGAUAUUUUCUAUCCCAGGGGCACUAAGCCAGAGCCUAUGAAGUUUUCAGCGUUCGGAAAGCUUGGAAGAUUCCAGGACCAACUUAGGAUGGUGAACCACUCCGGGCGUCGGAAGAACAACAGUGCACUGGCUAUUAUAGCAGAACUCGGAUCGGAAAGUAAUGCUCAUGGGCUCGCAAAAAUAGCAACGUCCACCAAAACAAAGAGAAAAGUCAUGUGGGCUUUACUAGUAAUCGUGGGAUUUACAGCUGCUACUCUUCAAUUAUCGUUACUUGUACGGAAAUAUCUUUUGUUCCAUGUUGUGGAGGUAUCCGAAAUGAAGGACGGAAUGCCUGUGGAGUUUCCCUCUGUGACAAUAUGUAACACUCAUGCAAUGUCAUUGACAAAAUUGAAAGAAAGAUUCAGGAAAGUUCAGGAUUACAGUCAGUGGUUUGAGUUUAUCAACAGAGUGUCGUUUGGUGACCAACAAACGCGUGUAGAAUCCACUCAAGGAUUCUACGAGAACAUGAUGUCUGAAGCGACAAUCAUUGGUCAUGAUAUCAAUGAAAUCCUCAUUCAUUGUCAAUUCAACCAGAAAAACUGUUCGUCAACAAAUUUUACGAAACAUUUUGAUGGAAAAAAUUAUUUCAACUGUUACACAUUCAAUAGUGCUCAAGAUCAGGACCCUAAUAACAAAAUACUUAUGCAUGCAACUGGGCCACAAAACGGUCUUUCAAUGAUUAUUUCCCUUGAUAAUGAUGACCCACCACUAGGUGCCUUCGGCCUGUACAAUAUCCAUGACAACAUUGCCCAUAGCGCUGGUAUACGGGUCCAAGUCCAUGCCCCAAACACCAUGCCAAGCCCCGUCGACCACGGAUUUGAUGUCCCACCUGGAUUUUCUUCAUCUGUGGGAUUAAAAGCUGUCAUGCAUUCCCGUCUUUCAUCCCCACAUGGAAACUGUACCACUGAUAAGUUAAAAGGGAUAAAAACAUACAGAAAUACAAUUUUCUCGUGUCUCUUAUUGUGUAAACAGGAGAUUGUAAUCAAGACCUGCAAGUGUAAAUCUUCCGGUCUCCCAGAUACAGAGGACGCACAAAAUUUUACAUACUGCGGUACGAUUCAUAACUGGCAAGGACGGUACAUGAAUCUCAGUCAGUUACCAAAUAAUGAAAAGGUGAAUUAUAAUUUGGAAAUGUUGAAAUGUGAGGAAGAAACUUUACAUAAACUGGCAAAUGACAGAUCAUACGAAAGAACGUGUAAGUGUUAUCAACCGUGCUCCGAGACUUCUUAUCAAAAGUCACUCUCCCUGUCAUACUGGCCCCUGGAGUUUUAUCAGUUUGAUGCGUUGAAAAAAUUCUAUAAUGGCCGAAUAAAUAAGACAUUCAUGUAUGAAGCAUAUGAUUAUCUGGACAAAAACAUCAAAAAAUAUCUCAGCCUGAGUGAGAAUAUGACUGAAGAGAACCAAAUUAAAAUGCUAACAACAAAUAUUCCACUGGAGGAACGCCAGAAAAUUCUGAGGGCCACCGGCUUAAUUCACCAGAAUCUAUUACGACUAAACAUUUACCUGGAGGAUCUUAGUGUGGUAGAGUUUAAACAGAUGCCAGCGUAUGAACUUGCAGAUUUAUUUGCGGACAUAGGUGGAACUCUGGGUCUGUGGAUGGGUAUCUCUGUACUAACGAUCAUGGAACUUAUGGAACUUGUAAUAAGACUUAUCAUGCUCUUGUUCAAUGCUGAGAACAAGAUGCCCGACCAUAUGGACCCUGUAACCAAUGGCAUGUUGGACCAUACCGACAACUAUCCAGACGCUUAUCAAAAGACAGACUUUGAUGGAUUUGACAGAAAUGAAUAUGGCCAGUCAGAAGGGUUCGAAAGAGGCGACUUCAGAAGUCGAUCAGAAGGUUUUGAGCGGAAUGAUUACGGUCGACCGAUGCGCGACAAUCCACAUGAUUUACCUAUAUGAUGGAAACAAGGACUCUCUUGUGUGGUUAUUUAAUCUCAACAGGUUAAGACCUAUGGAAGUUGAUUGGUCAGUCAACUGAAGCAAGUGGCAGUGCCUCAUCCAAUCAAGAUUGAUUGUGCUGAUAGCGGAGUUGGACCAAACACUGGCAAUGUCUGUGAUAAUGCUUGUUAUUCAACAUGGCAUAUUUACCAUUCACUGGAAUGCACAUCUGCCAGUCCAACAUGUCUGCUUGUGUCAUGGUGUUUACAGCAGAUAAAUACACCAAGUUUAGCGGCAGUGCUGACCACCGGUCACCACUGUCCAAAGGAACGCCUUAUGAUGUUGUUCUGUGAAACAAAAUCAACGAAACAACUCGAAGUCAAAUUGAUCAUCUGUGGCAAUAAUGAUGAAACAACCCCUGGAUAUCGUAAACAAUUAUGUAAUCGAUGGAUGUAACUAUAACCUUACCAUUUAUCAGUUUUCUGUGGAUUUAUUUACAUUGCUUAUCAUAUAGUCACAUUGUAACACUUCAUUGGGUAAAGGAAAUAGUUCUUAACAACAGUAUCAUCUCAUUGAUAAAUUUGAUUUUAAAAAUGGAUACCAUGGGAACACAUGGAAUUGUCACCUUGGAAAUAGUUACCAUGGCAACAGAGUUACCAUGAAAACAGUUAUCACCUUGGAUAUAUAUAGUUACCAUAACAACAUAGCCAAACAAUGUUGUCACCUUGGAUAUAUAGUUGCCAUGACAACAUAAUCAUACAGUUGUCACCUCGGUUACCAUGGAACCAACUAUAACGUUGUCAUCUUAAAUAUACAGUCACCAUUACAACAGUGUUAAAUAUAGUUGUCACAUUACAUACCUAAAUGGUUACCAUGGCAACAUAGCCAUAAGUUAUCACCUUGGAUAAAUAGGAAUAGUUUCUAUGCCAACAGUGUAGUCUUGAAUGCAUCAAAUGUUUCAGCAAGGAUUAAGUUUGACUGGAAAGAUUAGUGUAACUUGGAAUGAGUAAAAUCAAUCAUUAUAAAAUAUAAUCUAUUUAUGGAACAACCAUCAGUCCUACCUUCACCAAUCUCAUUGUGUAUUUGCUGACUGGUUUCAUUUUGAGUGAACUGAAUUUGAGUGAUCAUAUUGUGUGUUUUUAUUUCAUAAUAUAUGGUAUUGAGCUACAUGUAGAGCUAGAUGAACUUCACCAUUUUCUUUUGCAGAAAAAUACUUUUGCAUGUGUACCACUACACCAUGAACUCAUACCAAGUUUUCAAUACAUAAUUUCUUGAUAUUUCUGAUAUUGCACCAAAGCUAAUUGUACCGUCCUUAUUACAAAUUAGUUUAAACAUAUUUUAUUGCCAAUAUACAGCAAAUGUAUUGAGCACAAGUUACAUGAACAUUAUAAAAGCCUGUUCUUAUCUUAAAUAUGAUAAGAUAUCAACAAAGAAGAAAGGAUUAACUGUCAUUGACAUAAAGUGCUACAUUUAUUAAGUAUUAGAAUCAUUAAAAUAAAUGAAUGUUCACAUUUAUCCUGCAUAUCUAACUUUGUAUAUAUCCCUCAAAUCCCUAUAAAAUUAAAAUAUCAUUUCAUCAUAACCUGACCUUUAACCUCAAGACAUUCGACUGAAACUAAUGUUACCUAUACGGAAAUCAGUGAUCUUUGAGUCAGUCACUUAAAACUGAAUGCUGAUGAUAUAUAACAAUUACCUUUGACCUUCAGUCAGUUGUAAUUAAAUGUCAUUGAUAUGUAACACUAUGACAUGACCUUUGACCUCCUACCAGUCAGCUGAAACUAAAUGCUAAUGAUAUUUAGCAACAACCUUUGACCACGAAUCAUACAGAAUAAUAAAUGACCUUUGACCUCUGGUCAUGCAGAUGAAUCUGAUUGAAUGCUAAUGGUAUAUAGCAGUGACCUUUGAACUCUAGUCAGUCUGUUGAAAGUAAACGCUAAUGAUAUAAAUAACAUUGACCUUUCAUCUCCAGUCAGACAGUUGAAAUUAAAUUCUUGAUAUAACAAUGACCUUUGACCUCCUGUCAAGCAGGUGGAACUAAAUGCUAAUGGUAUAUAACAAUGACCUUUGACCUCCUGUCAGGCAGUUGGAACUAAAAUCUUAUAGUACAACAAUGACCUUUCACCUCCAUUCAGGCAGUUGAAACUAAAUUCUUGAUAUAACAAUGACCUUUGACCAGGUGGAACUAAAUUAUAAUAGUAUAUGACAAUGGCCUUUGACCUUCAAUCAGGCAUUUGGAACUAAAUGCUCAUGGUAAAUAACAAUGACCUUUGACCUCCAGUCAGGCAGUUGGAACUAAAAUGCUAAUGAUACAUGUAUAUGACAAUGACCUUUGACCUGAAUUCAGCCAGAUGGAACUAAAUGCUUAUACAUGUAUAACAAUGACCUUUGACCAGCAUAGUUAAACAUCAAACAGUAUGUGACAUGAAUAUUUCACGGGACAUUCUGCAUAACACUAAUCACAGGAGAGAAUAUUUUUGUUUGAACAUAAAGGAAAAUUGUUUAUCAAUACUGUACCUAUUAGACAUUUCAGCAUUAUUUUAUUAUAUGAAAACUCAUUCAUGAUUCAUGAUCAAUUCUAUGAAGUUCAAGACAGUGUUGUUAUUUAAUUUUAAAUCUUUGAAGUCACAUCUUAUUAAGGUCAUGCUAAUAAACUCAAUGCAGUAUUUUAUAUGUCUUUGUAAAGGACCAUUUGGGAAUAUGUGUUGACAUUAAUAGCCAAACAUAAGAAAAGAUUUAUCAAAUUUCAUUUACCUAAACAUUCAACGCAGGUGAAUAAGUUUCUAUACAUAUAAAGGCAUGAGUGAAGUUUUCAAAUUUUUCUUCCCCGAUUCAAAACCCAAACCUGCUUUAAGUAAUGCUGAAAAUAGUGUAUUUAGAGAAAAUUACAGGAUGAUCUAUUUCAUUCAAAAUCAUUUUUUUUUUUUCAAAUUUUGUGUCUGAAAAUCCAGCAACUUGAAUAUAUUCAAUCCUCAGCCAAUGUCUGAUGUCACAUAAACAUCAAUAGUUUGGACCCGUAGGGACCUGUAACCUAUCCUUAUUUACACCAAAUACUUCACGAUUUUCCUGCAGCGAUUAAAAACCGUCUUAAGGAAUUUAUUUUUAUGGAAUGUCGAGAAGAGCAAACGCUUACACAGUAUACACAAUUGUUAGCUUAGCUGUAAGGAAAUUUUCAAUUAAAGAAAAAAUCAAUAUAGUAGUAUAAGUCGCUGUUAAUGGAGGAAGGCUUAUGUGUGUAAUCUGUACCGUUUACAAACUGAUUGCGUUUUCUUUAGUGAUAAUCUCGUCAAAAUGACACAAAAUAUUUUCUAGAAACAUUUUAUAACCAGAUCAUUUGGGCGUGGUUUUACAGUAUGGCAAGUAGAUAUAGAUUCUCAGAUGUUGGAUCAGAUUUUUAUUUUAUUUUUUUUUUUGCAGAUUUCUGCUCUGACAAUAGCUACAUGUAUAUUAUAGAUUCACAGUGUAUGUAUUGAUCGAGUACAUUUUGUGUGCAUUUUCUGGGUUUUUAUCCCUCCCUCGGGCCGAAAUUCAUCUCUGGGACUGGAUGAUGUUGACAUGAGCUCAGAAUGUGGACAUCGGACAGUAACGUUUACUGAUCACGCAAAAAGUAGGAUAGCUCUAUGAAGUCAUUCAGGGAACAAGACAAACACUACUACGCUUCUAUCAUUACUUAUAAACACAUGAGUAAGCAUUAAAUACUAACAAAAUGCCAUUGAUUUUUAGCACAUAUAAUUUGCAGACUCACUCCCCGCUUGGACACAGUACAAUUAAGUAUGAAUCACAAAUCAUGAAAAGGACAUUUACUUUCCCCUCUAUAAUAAGACAGAACUGGCAAGGGUUCUUCUCCCUUGAUAUGUUUCCAUGUGGGUUAGACCAUCUUUCUUGAUUUUUCAGGUCUCAGAUUUAAAACACAGAUUAAUACAUUUAAACCUCCUCAACUUUAAGUCGUCGGGAUUGUAAAUAAAAUUUCAGUUAUCCGAGCUUCUAGGUAGAUGUUUUGGUAUACAGUAUGUAUAAAUUCCCUUAACAGAAACACAUUAUUUGCAUGAUUUCAGUGAAUAAUUCCAGCAAAACUGAUCGCGCAUAGUGACCCUAGAAAAUUUGACAUUGUCAAAUGCUUGGGCAUGAUUAUUGUACAACUUUAAUUGUCAAAGGGCUUAAUAUGUAAGUGCUAUUUAUCAACAUCAAUAGUUUUGGAUUUUAAUAUAAACAGAUUUACAGUAACAAUAGACUGGUAUGAAUAACAAACUGAAGUGAAAACUGGAUAUGUCAUGGCCCAGAAUCGUAAACAAUUUACAGAGACCUACGAUGAGUAUUUCGCUGACACAAUUUGUUUAAAAAUAUUGGAUUAAACUUUGGGAUAACUGGUACAUUAGGUUUUAUAAUAUCAGUUUCAACAUUUUACUUUGGGAUAACCUAGGUUUUCAAAUUAUCUAAGUUCGAAUUAUCCAAGUUUUUAUCACUAAGAAACAGAAGGAUUUUGGUCAGGACUGGAGUAAUACUUUGAGUUAAACAGGGUCAUCGAGUUCGAGUUAACGAAGUUUGACUGUGCACGGUUAUUAUACAUAUUUACUCCCCAGUUAAACCUAAAGUUAAUAUGUGUACACUGAGUUAUCCUAUUUUGACAUUUGGCUCUAGGGUAUAUACAUAUAUAGGGCACUAAAUAGCAUUUUCAUUCAAAGUUGGUGAUGGGUAAAUGGUGUCCUCUCAGUUUCACAUUUUGAUGAAACUGACUAUGAUUAUAUCAAAAUACACACACAUAUAUGUAUAUGUAUGAUAUGUUAUUUAUUUGUAUUAUUGACAGGAACUUCAUUACAUUUUUGUGAGAAAGUGGUAAGAUUUUGCUGAUCUAGAUCCAAGAUCAAUAUAUUUCUCUGGACAUUCAUUAAUAAGCCAUAUUCAUAAUCAUUGUCAACCUGAAGGUAAAGUUAAUUCUUUUGUUUCAUAUUUAAGUAAACUUGAAGACGUUUAUAAAAUCAACACCAAUCACAUCGAAAAUCGAUUUGUACCCCACACGGCGAACUUGUUGCUUUUUUGUAAUAUGAAAUAAAACCAAAUAAGUUGAAAACAAAGCAAAAUGUUGCAAAAUAAAACAUGAGAUAUUUAAAUCCGAGAGAAAUUCAUCACAACACAACAGUUUUAAUGGCUCCCUUCACUAUAAAGACAAUUCUCUGCUAGCUACAUACAUGAACCUGUCAAUUCUCCGCUAGCUACAUACAUGAACCUGUUAAUUCUCCGCUAGCUACAUACAUGAACCUGUCAAUUCUCCGCUAGCUACAUACAUGUAACUGUCAAUUCUCCGCUAGCUACAUACAAGCACCUGUCAAUUCUCUGCUAGCUACAUACAUGUACCUGUCAAUUCUCCGCUAGCUACAAACAUGUACCUGUCAAUUCUCCGCUAGCUACAUACAUGUACCUGUCAAUUCUUCGCUAGCUACAUACAUGUAACUGUCAAUUCUCCGCUAGCUACAUACAAGCACCUGUCAAUUCUCUGCUAGCUACAUACAUGUACCUGUCAAUUCUCCGCUAGCUACAAACAUGUACCUGUCAAUUCUCCGCUAGCUACAUACAUGUACCUGUCAAUUCUCAGCUAGCUACAAACAUGUACUUGUCAAUUCUCCGCUAGCUACAUACAUGAACCUGUUAAUUCUCAGCUAGCUACAAACAUGUACCUGUCAAUUCUCUGUUAGAUACAUACAUGUAUCUGUCAAUUCUCUGCUACAUGCUACACACUUGUCAAUCUAGCAGACAACCAGACUAUAUCUCAAUAAUAUAAAGUACACAGCAAAUUCUAUUGAUUACAAACUUUUCUUUCAAAACUAAAAUGGGAAUGUACAAUUUGAAAUAUUUUGUUUUUUAAAUUAUCCCUUCUCCUGGACACUAAAUCACAAAAUGUACAAACCCCAUUCCGUAGAUUGCCACUUAACCGAAUAGGAAACACUCAUAAAAUGCUAUCUCCCGAGAAAAAAAAAUUCCCAUCAAACAUCUAGAUAUCAAGCAAAUUAGCAAAGAAAGGCGUAAUAAUGUUUUUACAACAAAGCAAAUGGUGGCGCAAAGAUCACUCAUGUCAAUUUCCGUGAUAAUCAGUUCAUUAUUUCCUGACUGUGUCGUACCGGUCCCCUUAAUACCCUCCGCCCCUACUGCUUUUAUAAACCUCAGAAUCAUCCUUAUUGUGUCCUCUGUAACUUUACACACGAUAUAUACCAUAACUAUAGUUAACAUAGAAUCAUUCGGUUUCUAAGGGAACAUGCCCUGACAGCGACAUGCAAGUACUUCUUAUGCAUAUUUAUUACACAUAUAUUACAUUAUGUGCAAAUUAUUUGUAUGAAUAUAACGACUACUCCAAACGUCCUGGUGGAGUCUUAAUUAGCCAAUGGCUCAAGUGUAUCAGACAAUUCCGUUGGAUAAGUAGGGGUAUAGAAAUUUACUAUGCUCAUCAUUUGAGUGAUCUGAACUCAAGAAUGUCCGAUCAUAUUCAUCUUUCAUCCUUACAUAAAACAAAUGCCACAUCAA
This is a messenger RNA of Pecten maximus, 9616 nucleotides long. Its product is annotated as FMRFamide-activated amiloride-sensitive sodium channel-like. The coding region runs from base 1226 to 3127 and encodes 633 amino acids. The transcript has 2 exons. NCBI's taxonomy places the organism in Eukaryota, Metazoa, Mollusca, Bivalvia, Pectinida, Pectinidae. Gene Ontology annotation, biological process: sodium ion transmembrane transport. Gene Ontology annotation, cellular component: membrane. The record is from RefSeq and is a predicted model, not a curated record. Gene Ontology annotation, molecular function: ligand-gated sodium channel activity.